This is a messenger RNA of Macrosteles quadrilineatus (aster leafhopper), 1724 nucleotides long. RefSeq names its product NAD-dependent protein deacetylase Sirt6-like. The record is from RefSeq and is a predicted model, not a curated record. The coding region runs from base 161 to 1258 and encodes 365 amino acids. Lineage: Eukaryota; Metazoa; Arthropoda; Insecta; Hemiptera; Cicadellidae. Gene Ontology annotation, molecular function: NAD+ binding. The transcript has 8 exons.
AAACAUCCUCUCCUCAAAAACAAUCAUUAACCAAUUUGUCACAUUGCAGUGUUCAUUGUUAUAAGUUCUGUCUACUCAAAAGAUAUAACUUUGUCAGGAUGAUUAUUUAAAGAGCUAUAGAAUAUACAGUAUAACUAUUGUGGCUGGUGAGAAAAUCAAAAUGUCUUGCAAUUAUGCCGAUGGACUAUCACCCUAUGAAAACAAAGGAGUAUUAGGAUUGGAAGAAAAAUUUGACAGUGAAGAAGAGGUGGCUGAAAAGGUUUCCAAACUUGCUGAAUGGAUCUCAGAGGCUCGCCAUGUUGUGGUUCAUACAGGAGCUGGCAUAAGCACUUCAGCUGGAAUUCCUGACUUCAGAGGCCCAAAAGGGGUUUGGACUUUGGAAGCUAAGGGAGAGAAGCCAGAUAUAAACAUAUCAUUCAACGAUGCCAUUCCUACCAAAACUCACAUGGCGUUGGCCAAGCUUGUUGAAGUUGGGAAAGUGCAAUACAUAGUGAGUCAGAACAUUGAUGGACUUCAUCUAAGAUCUGGUCUUCCUCGGAAAAAUCUUGCAGAACUGCACGGCAACAUGUUUAUCGAGCAGUGUGCCUUAUGUAACCGACAGUUUGUGAGGAAUGGUGCUACUUCGAGUGUUGGACAGAAGUGUUUGCUGAAGCCGUGCCCCACGUCACGGCUCAAUGGACGUCCGUGUCGUGGCCGGCUGCAUGACACAAUACUGGACUGGGAGGCGAGCCUGCCAGAGAACGACUUGGGAAUGGCUGAUUUCCACUCAUGUGUAGCAGAUCUGUGUAUAAGUUUGGGCACAACACUACAGAUCCUACCUAGCGGCAAUCUGCCCUUGCACACCAAGAAGUACAACAGCGGACGACUCGCCAUCUGCAACCUGCAACCCACCAAGCACGAUCGGAAAGCUGACAUGUUGAUCCAUGCGUAUGUGGAUGACAUCUUGGUGAAGCUGAUGGAACAGCUGGGAUUGGACAUCCCAGAGUACUCUCGUCUCAACGAUCCUACGCUGACACGUCGGGGUCGUCCCAUGGAGUGGACUAUCCUGGACAGUGAGGUAGCUGCCAUGCGGAGAAUGUAUGAGAAAACUUGCUGUCGAGGAAAGAAGAAAAGGCCAGAAAAAGAGAAAAUUUCCUCUAAGAAAAUCAAAAGAGAACCUGAAUUCAAGUGUGAAGAUAAACUUGCAGACAUCAAAACAGACAAUGAAUUAACAAAAAUUGAAAUCAAAGUUGAGAAAAAAGAAAGUGAUACUGGUUGAAACUUAGGGAUUUCUGAACUGUGAGUUUUAAACAAAUGCAAUUCAAACAAAUAUUCUUUGUCAUGUAGCACUAGGAAGACAUGACAUAAAGGGCUAAAUAUUAAUUUAUAUUUUUAAUAAUUUACAAAGGUUUAGAAAAUCUCUGAAUAUAAGAAUUAUAGGAAGGUAGCUUUAUUAUAAAACUAAUCAAAUCAAUCAUAUUCCUUAGAGUUAAAAGACUGUAUUUUGUAAUGUAUUUUAAUUUUUAAAUGUUGCAUGUGUUUUUAACUUAGUUAUUAAGAUAAAUAAUUUGUUUUUAGAUUAUUUUCAGUUGAAAUAAGUGAUAUAGCACGGUGCAUUAUUAAUAUUAUUUCUUAUCAGUAUUUUUGUAGUUGUAAGUGUAGAGAUAAAAAAAUUUCAUCUAGUCCCUUUUGUAGCAUUUUGGAUCUGCUUCUCUCAUGAUCUCUUGUUGGAUCAUCUUUAGGAU